GCUGGUUUUACCCUGUAAUGUGGUUGAGAUUUCUAUGAAAAUUAGGAAAUUUUGAGAGUUUUUGGUGAUUUUGAAGAUGACAGUUGGGGAUAUAACACCAAAUAAAGAGAAGGGUUCAGGGAGAAGCAAACAUGUUGCUGAUGAGAAAGCUCCCUUGCUACCUAAACAACAAGAUGAAGAUGCUGUUCAUGAUGAAUUUAAUGGAGCCUCUUUUAUUGGGGCAGUGUUUAACUUGUCAACAACAAUUGUUGGUGCAGGGAUCAUGGCCUUGCCCGCUACAAUGAAAGUCCUGGGACUGAUUCUUGGUGUUGCUCUUAUCAUCUUUAUGGCCUUCUUAACUGAUGCCUCUAUUGAGUUCUUGAUAAGGUUUAGUAAGGCUGGAAAAAUAACUUCUUAUGGAGGUCUUAUGGGGGAUGCAUUUGGAAAGUAUGGAAAAAUCAUGUUGCAAAUCUGUGUUUUAGUCAACAACAUUGGAGUUCUCAUUGUGUAUAUGAUUAUUAUUGGUGAUGUGCUUUCUGGAACAUCAUCAAGUGGAGUUCACCAUGCUGGUGUCCUUGAAGGUUGGUUCGGGCAACAUUGGUGGAACGGGCGUACCUUUGUUCUUCUCAUCUCAACAAUCGGCAUCUUCUCUCCUUUGGCAUGUUUUAAACGCAUUGACUCCUUAAGAUUUUCGUCAGCAUUAUCAGUUGCUCUUGCUGUUGCGUUUCUUGUCAUUAUUCUGGCCAUAGCAAUUUUCAAGUUGAUUAGCGGAACUGUAGUGAUGCCGAGAUUGCUACCGGAUGUCACUGAUUUGACCUCAUUCUGGAAACUCUUCACUGUAUUCCCUGUUCUAGUCACCGCAUUUAUCUGCCACUACAAUGUUCACAAUAUAGCCAAUGAACUCAAAAACACAACCCAGAUAGGAGCAGUUGUUCGAACUUCUCUCGCUUCAUGCUCAAUUGUUUACAUAAUGACAAGUGUCUGCGGAUUCCUUCUAUUCGGUGAUGCAACAUUGGCUGAUGUGCUUGCCAACUUCGAUACUGACCUUGGCAUUCCCUAUAGCUACCUACUUAAUGAUGCUGUCCGUGUGAGCUAUGCUGCUCACCUCAUGCUUGUAUUUCCCAUCGUCUUUUAUCCGCUUAGAAUCAACAUAGAUGGCCUCUUCUUCCCUUCCGCCAGCCCUUUACCCCAGUCUACCACGAGGUUUGCUUUUAUUACUUCCGGACUCUUGAUACUUAUCUUCUUGGGUGCAAAUUUCAUACCCAGCAUCUGGGUUGCUUUCCAAUUCACUGGAGCAACCGCUGCAGUUUGCCUUGGAUUCAUUUUUCCCGCCGCUGUAACGCUUAGGGAUCGCCAUGUUAUAUCGAGAAAGGAGGACAGGAUGUUAGCUAUUGUCAUGAUUGUCCUUUCUGUGUUUUCAAAUAUGGUGCUCGUAUAUGGCAAUGCCAUAUCUUUGUUGAAGAAGAAUCAAUGAGCAUGAGCCCCUAAAGAGAACCCGGGUUAUA
Molecule: messenger RNA, 1484 nt
Organism: Gossypium raimondii (Peruvian cotton)
Lineage: Eukaryota; Viridiplantae; Streptophyta; Magnoliopsida; Malvales; Malvaceae
Product: amino acid transporter AVT6A
Exons: 5
Coding region: 77-1453 (458 amino acids)
Biological process (GO): amino acid transmembrane transport
Molecular function (GO): amino acid transmembrane transporter activity
Source: RefSeq, a predicted model, not a curated record